Molecule: messenger RNA, 745 nt
Organism: Camelina sativa (false flax)
Lineage: Eukaryota; Viridiplantae; Streptophyta; Magnoliopsida; Brassicales; Brassicaceae
Source: RefSeq, a predicted model, not a curated record
GGAAAAUUGGAAAUUAGGGUUUAUUCAAGACAAGGCAAUAACUUUGAUCCAUGGAGGAGGUUGACAUAGACGGUAGGUCUGGAUUGCUGGCACCUGUGUCUCUGGAUUAUGAGUUUGGUUCUUUUCCUAGGUAUCUGAUUCCUCCGCAUAUUCGAUGGGACGAGAAGAAAAAGCCUAAGUACAAGACACGGCAAGAGUAUGUUUUGAUGAGAAGACAAGUCAGGAAGAGCAAGGGGUUCGACAUCGAUUUCACACAGUUCCGCUCUGUUUUCAAUUACCGGCCUGUUAAUUUAGACAGUAAAGAGUUUGCUAAGCCGCCGGAAACCACUAGGGAGUUACUCAAGAGGCUGUCUCAAAAAUCUCUUAACAAGUACAACAAUGAAUGGUUUACAGAAUAUGAAUUUCUCAAUAUUGUCAAAGCCAAUUAUUACAUGUGUUCUGGUUUAAUGCUUUUCAUCACCUUUGAGGUUAGAGAUCCUUACGACAACAUGCCCAAGCUCUUCCAAACUAGUGUCUACUACUAUUAUAAGGAUGACGAUCAGUACAUAUUAACCAGACCUAAACCCAAACAAAAUGUCAAAUGCGUUGGAACUGCCAAGACACAAAAAAGAUUGGCAUAGGAAGCUUAUGUAUGUAUUAUACAAUGGCUGUGCGAAAGUAGUGUUUGGAGUGUUAGAUAUUAUGGCAGAAUUGUUCUUUGUAAUAAUAAUAUGAGAAAGUUAUGUUGACUGAACGUGAGAUAUUA